AGAUCUCUCUCUCCCCCUCUCGUGCCACCAACUAACAUUUUCCUCUCCAACUUCACACCGUAGCCAUGUCAACCGCCGCUUCUUCCUCCAUCUCCAUCUCCCUCGCCACCAACCCCCUCAAAAACUUCUCCCUCUCUUCAAGAUCCUCUCUCCCCUCAGCCUCCUCCAUCUCCUUCCCUUCCCGCAACAACAACCGCAGACUCAUCCUCGUCUCCUGCACAACAGGAGACGGAUCCAAACCAACCAUCCUCGUCGCCGAGAAGCUCGGCGACGCAGGUGUGAAGCUUUUAGAGGAUUUCGGGAACGUGGACUGUUCUUACAACAUGACAUACGAGGAGCUCAACACCAAGAUCUCUCUCUGUGAUGCGUUGAUCGUUAGGAGUGGGACUAAAGUGGGACGUGAGGUUUUUGAGUCGUCUCGUGGACGUCUCAAGGUUGUUGGACGUGCUGGUGUUGGGAUUGAUAACGUGGAUCUUAAAGCAGCUACGGAGUUUGGUUGUCUUGUGGUGAACGCUCCCACGGCAAAUACCAUCGCUGCUGCUGAGCAUGGGAUCGCGCUUUUGGCUGCCAUGGCUAGGAACGUUGCUCAAGCUGAUGAGUCUGUUAAGGCUGGGGAGUGGAAGAGGAACAAGUAUGUUGGUGUUUCACUUGUGGGCAAGACUCUUGCUGUAUUAGGAUUCGGGAAAGUUGGCACAGAAGUUGCUCGUCGUGCCAAAGGUCUUGGCAUGCGCGUCAUCGCUCACGAUCCCUACGCGCCAGCAGACCGCGCACAAGCCAUCGGUGUUGAGCUAGUAGGCUUCGGUGAAGCCCUCGCCACCGCGGAUUUCAUUUCACUCCACAUGCCUCUCACUCCAGCAACGUCCAAGAUACUCAACGACGAGACCUUCGCCAAGAUGAAGAAAGGAGUUCGUAUUGUGAACGUUGCGCGUGGAGGUGUGAUAGAUGAAGAUGCUUUAGUGAGGGCUCUUGAUGCUGGUAUUGUUGCUCAAGCUGCUCUUGAUGUUUUCACUGAAGAGCCACCGGCUGAGGAUAGUCCUCUAGUGCAGCAUGAGAGGGUUACUGUGACACCUCAUCUUGGAGCUAGUACUAUGGAGGCUCAGGAAGGAGUUGCCAUUGAAAUUGCUGAAGCUGUUGUUGGAGCUUUGAAUGGAGAGCUUGCUGCUACUGCAGUCAAUGCACCUAUGGUUUCUGCUGAGGUUCUGACAGAGCUGAAACCGUAUGUGAUACUAGCUGAGAAGUUAGGGAGACUAGCGGUGCAACUAGUGGCUGGAGGAAGCGGCGUUAAAAACGUGAAAGUCUCAUACACGUCAUCACGUGCCACUGACGAUCUAGACACAAGACUUCUACGAGCCAUGAUCACAAAGGGAAUCAUAGAGCCAAUCUCUGACGUAUACGUUAACUUAGUCAACGCAGAUUUCACAGCCAAGCAGAGAGGUUUAAGACUCUCGGAGGAACGUGUGCACUUGGACGGGUCACCAGAGAACCCCUUGGAGACUAUAACUGUGAAGCUAGGAAACGUGGAGUCGAAAUUCGCGAGUUCCUUGUCUGAAUCAGGAGAGGUCAAAGUGGAAGGAAAGGUUAAAGAUGGUGUCCCGCAUUUGACUAAGGUUGGAUCGUUUGAAGUGGAUGUGACUCUUGAAGGUAGUAUCAUACUGUGCAGGCAGGUGGAUCAACCAGGUAUGAUAGGGACUGUUGGCAGCAUUCUUGGAGAGUCUAACGUUAAUGUUAAUUUCAUGAGUGUUGGAAGAAUCGCACCGAGGAAGCAAGCGAUUAUGGCGAUUGGUGUAGAUGAUCAGCCGAGCAGGGAGACUCUUAAGAAGAUUGGGGAGAUUCCAGCGGUUGAGGAGUUUGUUUUCCUCAAGCUCUAGUUUGGUUUGUUAUUUUUGAUUAUUUGAAUGUGAGGAUUUGAUGUUGGAGGAUUUUUCGUUUGUUGGGUUUAGGCAAUAAUGUUUUAUGUUUGCUUUCUUACAGUUUUGGUAACGUUUGAGACUUGAGAGUCUCUCUUUGAUGUUUUCAACUUAAUGGUUCAUUUUACGAAUGUUUAUUUUUUCUCUGGGUUACAAGUUUUUCUGAUUAAUUUGAAAAAUCAUUCGUCCGAGAGAGAAUGUGAAAU
Messenger RNA from Eruca vesicaria subsp. sativa (arugula), 2113 nucleotides. NCBI's taxonomy places the organism in Eukaryota, Viridiplantae, Streptophyta, Magnoliopsida, Brassicales, Brassicaceae. The record is from the annotation of a GenBank genome assembly.